Cyprinodon tularosa is the source of this 899-nucleotide messenger RNA. RefSeq names its product complement component C7-like. The record is from RefSeq and is a predicted model, not a curated record. The transcript has 7 exons. Gene Ontology annotation, cellular component: membrane attack complex. Gene Ontology annotation, biological process: immune response. Gene Ontology annotation, molecular function: protein binding. The annotation marks the transcript as partial. Lineage: Eukaryota; Metazoa; Chordata; Actinopteri; Cyprinodontiformes; Cyprinodontidae.
CACCAGUUUCUUUAUUUUAAUAACUUAAUACCAGAGCCUGGCCAGCUUGGAUCUGGUUCUUUACUUUUUAAGGACAAACGUUUCCUCACUGAGGGAAUUCCUGAACUCCGGAGAGUGUUGAGAAACCCCCCCCCCUCCCUCCCUUUGCCUUUAUGACUCUGUGUGUUGCAGUGCUGAACCAGACAAGCAGAAACUCUAAACCUCGCAGCAUGCAGUUGCAUUUGUUUCUUAGUUUACCACUGUCUCUCACUUUGCUGUCACCGAUUUGUUGUCAGCAGCGAGUAAACUGCAGGUGGGGGUCAUAUGGACAAUGGUCUGAGUGUGAUGCCUGCACCCGUACAAAGCUACGGACUCGUCAUGUAGAGGUGUACGCUCAGUUUGGUGGGGCGCCAUGUUCAGGAGAAGCGACCGAAACACAAUCAUGCGUCCCACAGAAAACCUGUCCUGUUGAAGCAGGGUGUGGCGGCAGGUUCCGUUGCACCUCUGGUCAGUGUAUCAGCCAAUAUUUGGUUUGUAAUGGAGACCAAGACUGCGAGGAUGUCUUAGAUGAGCAAAGCUGUGGCCAAAGCAGCAGCCAGUACUUGUGUGAUCUCGUCAAAACACCUCCCAACUCGGACCUCACAGGCAAAGGAUAUGACACGCUGACAGGGAAACUGAAAGCAGGUGUGAUUAACACCUUGAGUUUUGGAGGACAGUGCAGGAAGGUUUUCAGUGGGAACCAUAAUGUGAUGUAUCGACUGCCACAGAACAUCCUCAGGUUCAGCUUCGAGGUCCAUGUAGACAAUGAGGAAAGUGAUGAGUCUUAUGAGAGCUCAUGGUCCUACGUUCAGCACAUCCAGUCCAAUGCUUUGAUAGGACAUGACCGCCGCAGCUUCCACAAAGAAGUCUCUGACAACAAG